CUCACACAAACACACACGUCUGCGCGAGGAGGAGGGGCACAUGAAGAUGCCAUCCGCGCGAGAAUUUUCAGCCCCGAUGCUGGCAAUCGUAGGAUGCACCCGAGUUGCAUAAAUCAACCCCGCGCGGCGCAAUCCGUAGUCGAAAGAAUCUGUCCCAGCUCUCUCUCCCUCGCUUCCCUUCCUAUUCUCUCGCUCUCUUCGCUGGAGGCGCUGCACAUACGAGGCGAAACUCCCGUUGCUAGCUUUCCUGCCGGAUCCCAUUCGUUAAGGAUAUAAUCGUGAAGAAGCAGUUGCUAGUCGGUGUUCUACUGUAGAAUUCCACUGGUCUAACCAAUUCGUACAUGCUGUUCUUAGUCUGUACAAUUCUUGUAAAAAGAACAUUUUUAUAUUUACCGGAAGACAGGCCUCUCAUAUUGAAUUGAGUCCACAAAAAUCCUUCAACCUAUAGAAAACACUCCAUAGGAGGCCGGGCACUGGUAGCUGGUCGAGCUGAAGGCAUAAGAGGUUGCGUCGGCGAUCUGUUACUGCACCGAGGGACAUCAAAGAAAACGUUCAUGGCGAUCCAGAAAGAGAAGCACACUCUGCCUCUUAAGUCGCUGAAUCACGUCUCUCGUGUAUGUCGUAACGUGCACGCCACCACGCAUUUUUACGAGAAGGUUUUAGGCUUCAUCCCCAUCGUCCGGCCGGGAGCCCUGAAAUUCGACGGUGCAUGGCUUCAUAACUACGGGAUUAGCGUUCAUUUGCUUCAAGCCGAAAACCAGGAACUGGCCACACUUCCCCCGGUGGAGAAAGAAAUAAACAGCCGAGAUGAUCACCUCUCUUUCCAGAGUGACUCUAUACUUGGGGUAGAGCAAGCAUUGCAAGAUCACGGCAUCAAAUACACGCGCACGACCAUUGAUGAGAACGGCGUGCAGAUUGAGCAGGUCUUCUUCCAUGAUCCUGAUGGUUUCAUGAUCGAGAUCUGCACCUGUGAGAAGUUCCCAGUGCAGCCUCUGAUCCCUACCUCUGCGAGUAUAUGCAACCUCGCCCCUGCAUUAUCAGCUCGCUAGAGGUGGUGAACUUAAUACACCCUGCUUUCCGCCACCCACCAAGAGAUCAUUAGAUCAUUAAUCACCGCGUGACGUUAUGUCAUUGCCGAGAUUUUCAAUUUUAACCCGGCUGCUGUUCUUUCCUUAAAAAUUAGAGCAGCUACACAUGGGUAUCGCCUUUGGAUCAUCAAGUCUCUAGUGGGGAAUAAAACUUUAUUCGGUCCGUCAUAUCUAGGGUUUAGAUCAAGGUGUAGCAUCAAUUGUAAGGAACGGUUUGGUAAUCACUACCUGUAAAAUAAAUAUGUUGGUAUCUAGUGUUGCAAGUAAAAAGCGUACGCGGAGUGUAGAAGCACCAGCAUGUGUUAAGAUUUUGAGUUUAGUUGGUACAUUCCUUGCAAUCUCGGUUGAAGUUUUGUCAGAAAGUCGGGAUUGUUUAAGAGAUGCGACUUGCCAACCUGCUAAGUGAAGACGCGGCUUUUUGGCUCUGCAUACCUAGGUUCUUACACGUGUAUUUUUCAUAUAUGUUUGAUGUGAUUUGUUUAUACUACGAAGACAUAGGAUAUUUUAUGUAUAUUACAUACAUGUAUUGCAUAUUUUCCAUACAUAUAUAUUUCUUUCAAGCAGACA
This is a messenger RNA of Physcomitrium patens, 1655 nucleotides long. Its product is annotated as glyoxylase I 4. Lineage: Eukaryota; Viridiplantae; Streptophyta; Bryopsida; Funariales; Funariaceae. The record is from RefSeq and is a predicted model, not a curated record.